GGUGCGCAGGCGCCGCGCUCCGAGACCUUGGCCGGCUGAGGUGAAAGCCCGAGGGCUGCCGGGAAGGGGAACCAUGCAGAGCUGGAGCACAGUGUCCCGCGCCCUGGCCAAGAGAGGCUGUUUCAGCCGGAUCCCUCGUGGCCUUAAGGGAAUUGCUGCUGCACCUUUGAGGACUUAUGCGGAUCAAGCAGUGGACGCCGACGUGACAGUGAUAGGCUCGGGGCCUGGAGGAUAUGUCGCCGCUAUCAAAGCUGCUCAGCUGGGUUUCAAGACAGUCUGCGUGGAGAAGAACGAAACCCUCGGAGGAACCUGUCUGAACGUUGGCUGCAUUCCUUCUAAGGCUUUGCUGAAUAACUCCCACUUCUACCACCUGGCACAUGGCAAAGAUUUUGCGGCUAGAGGAAUUGAGAUUUCUGGAGUCCAGCUGAAUCUCGAGAAGAUGAUGGAGCAGAAGAGUGGUGCAGUGAAAGCCCUAACAGGUGGAAUUGCCCACUUAUUUAAACAGAAUAAGGUCGUCCACGUCCCCGGGUACGGGAAGAUCACGGGCAAAAAUCAAGUCACGGCAGCUAAAGCGGAUGGCAGCAAUCAAGUUAUCAACACCAAGAACAUCCUCAUUGCCACGGGUUCGGAAGUCGCUCCCUUUCCUGGAAUAACGAUCGAUGAAGACACAAUAGUCUCAUCCACGGGGGCUCUGUCUUUAAAAAAGGUCCCGGAGAAGAUGGUUGUCAUUGGGUCAGGAGUCAUUGGCGUGGAAUUGGGUUCCGUGUGGCAGCGACUCGGGGCAGAUGUGACGGCGGUGGAGUUCCUGGGCCACGUUGGCGGAGUGGGGAUCGACAUGGAGAUUUCGAAGAACUUCCAACGCAUCCUUCAGAAGCAAGGGUUUAAAUUUAAACUCAACACCAAGGUCACUGGAGCCACCAAGAAACCGGAUGGGAAAAUCGACGUAGCCGUUGAAGCAGCCACCGGUGGCAAAGGGGAAGUGAUCACCUGCGACGUACUACUGGUCUGCAUUGGCCGACGACCCUUCACUCAGAAUCUGGGCCUGGAAGAACUUGGAAUUGAGCUUGAUGCGAGAGGUAGAAUCCCAAUCAAUUCCAGAUUCCAAACCAAAAUUCCAAACAUCUAUGCCAUCGGCGACGUGGUGGCCGGGCCCAUGCUGGCCCACAAGGCGGAGGACGAAGGCAUCAUUUGCGUGGAGGGAAUGGCCGGCGGGGCCGUGCACAUCGAUUACAACUGUGUGCCGUCCGUCAUCUACACGCACCCUGAAGUGGCCUGGGUCGGCAAAUCGGAGGAACAGCUGAAAGAAGAGGGGGUGGAAUACAAAGUGGGCAAGUUUCCAUUCGCCGCCAACAGCCGGGCCAAGACCAACGCGGACACGGAUGGGUUGGUGAAGAUCCUCAGCCACAAGUCGACGGACCGAAUGCUGGGCGCUCACAUCCUCGGGGCGGGGGCUGGAGAAAUGGUGAACGAGGCGGCCCUGGCCAUGGAAUACGGGGCGUCCUGUGAAGACGUGGCCCGCGUCUGCCACGCCCACCCGACGGUCUCGGAAGCCUUCAGGGAAGCCAACCUGGCUGCGUCGUUCGGCAAAGCGAUCAACUUCUAAAACCGGGACCGUCGGCCGUGUAAAUGUACACUCCCGGGAAGCGGCCGCGAACCGGAGGGUCCCGUCCUCCCCCGCCCCAAGGAAGGCCUUUGUGUCGCCUGGCCCCGAGGACUCAAGUCACCGUUUUGUUCGAACGGCAAAGGUUUAAUAAAUAGGUUUGGGCAGAGUG
Molecule: messenger RNA, 1772 nt
Organism: Ornithorhynchus anatinus (platypus)
Lineage: Eukaryota; Metazoa; Chordata; Mammalia; Monotremata; Ornithorhynchidae
Gene: DLD
Product: dihydrolipoamide dehydrogenase
Exons: 14
Coding region: 74-1603 (509 amino acids)
Cellular component (GO): mitochondrion; oxoglutarate dehydrogenase complex
Molecular function (GO): flavin adenine dinucleotide binding; dihydrolipoyl dehydrogenase (NADH) activity
Source: RefSeq, a predicted model, not a curated record